CUGCAGCUGUGGUGGCGUGCUCGCGCUGCUGAGACAGGCAAAGCACUGAGGACCGUGCGCGCGCUCACAGACUCCCUCUCAGCCACACACACACUCCCCAAACAAAGAGAAGCACGCGAGGCAGCACAGCAUCCCACCCUUUCAGCCGCGAGCUCACUAACAGAACCGCCUCCCCCCAUCCCUCUCACACAGAACCGGUCUGGUCCAAGGCUCGAGCGCACAGAACCGACAAUGACAACUAACGGCGCGACUAACGGAACCAGCGACAUGCUGCAGAUCCAGUUCGGUCUCAUUAACUGCGGGAACAAAUACCUAACGGCAGAAACCUUCGGCUUCAAAAUCAACGCCUCCGCCUCGAGCAUGAAGAAGAAGCAGAUCUGGACUCUGGAGCAGAGUGGCGACGACUCCACCGGGAAUGUGUUCCACCUCAAGUCACAUCUGGGCCGCUACAUUGCCGCCGAUAAGGACGGCAACGUUACCGGAGAGAGCGAGACCCCGGGCCCGGAGUGCCGGUUCGUUAUCACCGCCCAUGAUGACGGCCGCUGGUCCCUGCAGUCCGAGCCGCACGGGCGCUACCUUGGCGGCACCGAGGACCGGAUCAUCUGCUUCGCGCAGACCGCCUCUGUGGCGGAGAAAUGGAGCGUGCACAUCGCCAUGCACCCACAGGUGAACCUCUUCAGCAUGACGCGCAAGCGUUACGCGCACCUGAGCGGCAAAGUGGACGAGAUUGCCAUCGACCGGGAUGUCCCGUGGGGGGUGGACUCCAUGAUAACGCUGGUGUUCCGCGAGCAGCGCUACCACCUGCAGACCUCCGACAACCGCUUUCUGAGGAACGACGGCGAACUGGUCGCCACCACGGACAAGAGCACAGGCUACACGCUGGAGUUCCGCUCCGGCAAGGUGGCGUUCAGGGACUGUAGCGGCAGGUACCUCGCGCCCUCUGGGCCCUCCGGUACCAUGAAGUCCGGGAAGAGCGCGCGCGUGGGCAAGGACGAGCUGUUCGUGCUGGAGCAGAGCCACCCGCAGGUCGUGCUCACCGCUGCCAAUGAGAGGAACGUCUCCACCCGGCAAGGUAUGGACUUGUCAGCCAAUCAGGACGAGGAGGGCGACCAGGAAGUGUUCCAGGUGGAGAUUUGUCGCGAAAACCGGAAGUGCGCUUUCCGAACCGCCGCUGGGAAAUACUGGACUCUGACUGCUAACGGCGGCCUGCAGUGUACCGCCUCCACCAAGUCAGCUAAUUGCUACUUUGACAUUGAGUGGCGUGGGAAGAGGCUGACUCUCCGGGCUGCCAAUGGGAAAUACGUCGCCGCCAAGAAAAACGGCCAGCUAGCAGCCACCAUCGACUCUGCCGGUGAGUCCGAGGAGUUUCUCAUGAAGCUGAUUAACCGCCCGAUCAUCGUGCUGCGUGGGGAGCACGGCUUCAUCGGCUGCAGGAAGGUGACGGGUACGCUGGACUCCAACCGCUCCACCUAUGACUACUUCACCUUGGAGUUCAGAGACGGAGCCUAUAGCCUGCAAGACUCCACGGGGAAAUACUGGAUGGUGGGUAACGAGCAGUCGGUGGUGAGCAGCAGCGACACGCCCGUCGACUUCCUCUUCGAGUUCUGCGACUACAACAAGCUUGCCGUCCGUCACGCCGCCGACGGCAAGUAUCUCCGCGGCGACCACGCCGGCGUGCUGAAGGCCAACGCCGACGACCUGGAGAGCGCCACACUCUGGGAGUACUGAGGGAAGAGGGGAUGCGGUUGCCCACUGCUGCGAUGCUGAUGAAUGAAGCGUGGCGACCAGCACCACCCGUCCCUUGCGUCUACCUAUCCCCUCCCCCGCUCCCCCUCGCUCCCGGUCCUCAUAUUAUACCUGACUUUACAUGUUGAUGAACUGCACACAGAGAACAGGAGGGAUGGAAGAAGAAAGGAAGGAGACACUCCUUUUCUCUCCUGCCUCCCUUCCCUUCACGCUUCCCUUCCCAGCUCUGCAGCGCCAACCUUUAUCUUUAUCUGUUGCCAUAGUUACGGUGGGGCUGUGCACUUUUUCUGCUCCGAUCUGGUUUGCUGCUAGACCUGUCACUCACUCCUUCCUCCUCGCCUUACGAUUUACGCCGUCCCCCUCCCAGAGCAGAGCCACGUUUCAAAGAGCCCCCUCCUUUCUGAGGUAACCCCCCCACCCCCCCCACCCCCCCCCCAUCUCGCUACUCGUCUCUAUUGUCUGUGUGAGCAGCACAUGAAGGCAGUAUUUAUGGUAUCCGACCUGGUCUGUUAGAUCUGUUUCUACCUGAUCUAAUCUCGCAAAACAGAUCCACCAUCACCGGCUAGAAGCUACAUCAGCUGCUUCCUGUUAGCUGGAUACACAAGACGGAGACGGCGGGUCUGUUUUUGUCCGGUUGCAUCACGUAGAAACUGACUUUCUUGCCUCGACCAGACCAGGCCUGGGAAGCUUGUUUUCACGAGCAGGGCCUGAUGCCUCUGUGUGAUGUAAUGACUAUGUGAUAUAACUGGAAGGGGAUCUGAUGAUGAUGAUGAUGAUGAUAAAUAUAUCAAAGAUGGUGUAACUGAUGGGUUUAACCCCCACCCCCCACCCCUUAUUCAUCUCAACUGUAAAAUAUUGAAAUGUAAACUAGUUUCCUGUGUUGUCCUCUAGCUGUGUUCUCAUUGGUUUGCCGGGGAUUUUUCACACGCUAAACCUAGUGUCCCGAGAACGGUAUGAAGAAAUAGAAAUGGUGCGGCCACAUACUGUAUGUUUACUGCACUCACCUGUACUUACUGGAAGGAAAAAGGCACUCCCUGAUACAGUUGGAUUUCUUUUUCUAUGUCCAAGGCACAGACAUUAUCAUCAUAGCGUCUGGGUGAAAGGAUUUAUAGACCCUCUUUUGAAAGCUGCUUUUAGAAUCUUUCAACUAAACCUAGACCUCAGUCUUUAUCUAGACCAAACCUUUGAUACUGGAUUAACGGAUCAUCUCACACACAACUGUCCAAACUGGAACCUGGUGCUACUAACCCACGACAUGUUACAGUCCUGUCGAGCAUCUCACACACUGUCUGGACCAACAGAUGGCGAUUACAUGCUGCGUUCCUGCCCCUGCACUUGAGAGCUUUGCCAUAUAACCGAAGGGGGCUGAAAGAGUGCCCUUAAUAACCUAAAUCUGGUUCUUAUUUAGUUUUCAUUUCUGCCUGAGCUUUGAGAAGUAUCAUGGCAGCCUUUACAAUGAGUUUGUUUUUGUUGGAUUUUUCUGUCCCUGACUUGAAAGUAAAGUUCCAGUAGGGAUACGUUUGGGGAGGGGGAGAAAGAGAAAAGAAUCAUACUUUAAAUUUGUCGUUUUUUUUAAUGAAAUGUCUGUUAUGCAGUCGUAUAGCACAGUGCGCUAAGCGGUCCCGCCCUCGCUGACUCUACACCCUUCAGCUUUCUACAUAACACAAUGAGCAUUGGCUUCUGUCUACUGAUUUUUACAAUACAGCAAAGAUUAUCUUGGCUCUGGGAAUUAUUGGGCUCUUCAUCCAUCAUCAGCAAGCAUUCCUCUGAUGUGAAAAUCAGUCUAGAAAAACCAAUCAUUGUAGCUCCAUGAAAUGAUACAUGAUUGUAGCCAACUCCUCAACAAUUUUUUCUCUCGAGCGUUUUUGCAUGACGGGUUGGGAAUAUCAAGUGAAUAAAAGGAGCGGUUGUCCUUUGAGAAGCCUGCGUCUCCAAGGUAACCAAGACCAAGGCUUAGGCAAACGGAUGUGGAAGGGUAAACAUGUGGUAAUGACUGUGCCUUACUCUUGAGUUUUUGGGCAGUAGGAAAAAAAAAAGAUUAAAAAAAAAAGAAGAAAGAAAUCCACAUCUUUGCUUUGUAUAACUGGAACUUCUUUUUGUAUUAUUAUUUUGUAUAAUUCUUUUGAUAUUGUGGAUUAACCUCUCUCUCGUGCCAUUGGUUCACCUGAAAUCCAACGACCAAUAAAACUGGGAUUUGGAACGCUA
Molecule: messenger RNA, 3951 nt
Organism: Etheostoma cragini (Arkansas darter)
Lineage: Eukaryota; Metazoa; Chordata; Actinopteri; Perciformes; Percidae
Gene: fscn1a
Product: fascin actin-bundling protein 1a
Exons: 5
Coding region: 232-1728 (498 amino acids)
Biological process (GO): cell migration; establishment or maintenance of cell polarity; actin filament bundle assembly
Cellular component (GO): microvillus; ruffle; lamellipodium
Molecular function (GO): actin filament binding; protein-macromolecule adaptor activity
Source: RefSeq, a predicted model, not a curated record